AUGCCCCACAACAAAGGAAAAAUGGUCAGAAAGAUGGACAGGGUUGCAAAGAAUCUCAGUCGCCUUGAGACUGAGCUUCGUCAUGUACAACGAAACGAUAAUCGUGGAAGGCUCGGCCCCACUGGGCAUGCGAAGAAGCUGAUUGACAAACCCAAGGGUCAGGCAGGGAGGUCAGAGCUAAAAGGAGGGUAUAAUCUUCAACAAGCAAUGGGAUUGGCUGGUGACAACCGGAAAUAUAACACGUUUAGAAUGAUUGCACAGCGAUAUACGAAUCGAUACCUCGAUACGGAGAAAAACUCUCAAAGAGCAGGACAAACUCACCGUCACACUCCUUUUAUCAUAUAUGACUCAGAUCUCAGUGACGGGGCACUUGACGACAUGCUUAAUGAUGAUGAGAAUACUUCAACUCCAACUUCCCGACAAAAACGACACCGGCGCAUACAUGAUUCGGAUGAUUCAGAGACUGACGAGGGACCUUUCAAUUACACUACUAAUACUCAAAGCUACUGUGACUUGCAGGUGUCUAUUCCUGCUCGUGCAAAGCCAGCUCCAGCACCUCGCACACAGCCAGCUCCAGUACCUCGCACAAAGCCAGCUCUGAAGUCAAGGAUGACCCAGGCUCCUUCUCGCCAUCUAGACCUGCUGCUGCCCACUCCAACCCGUCCAGACCCACCACCUGCCACCAAGUUGAAGCCAAUAUCCUCAUCAGACACACGCACCACGAAGGUUGCAACAGAAGCUCCAUCAACUACCAAGCCGAAAGCAAAACCUGUCACGGUGCCUAUUCCUCACAGCACUCGUGCCAAGACCAAGCCUAAACCAACUGAAGCCUCUGCGGCACAUCUCAAGAUUGACACUGCCGUCAAUGAUGAUGAUGACACUUACGAGUUUGCUGACCUCCCCUUGGUCUGUCCGAACGACAACUGCAGGGAUCUUGUGCCGGCAGACCCCAAUAUUGAGCUGGGUCUACGGCUGGAGCUCGAGAUAUGUGCAGCACUUCGACAACUGCGCAAAGAAAAGCUCAAUAUUCAACGCGCCAAAGCACGAGGAUGGCCAACUAUCAUCACCUGGGAGACCGUCUCAGAUCGAGUCCUCCAAAUGGAGGCUGAGUUGAAUCUCAUGAUUCACGAUAAGAACACGAGGCGCUACAGUUUUUUCAACGACAUGUUUCUUGAAGAUCUUUCUUCCACAGGUCUGCAAAGUGACUCCGCCAAACGAGAAUUUUCCAAGCUGGCCAUCACUAGCAGACAGCGCAUACCGGCAAUGGUUACAAAUCACGCUCGUCCUGGAUACUACGGGGAGAAAGGAAAAGCGAUAAUCCAGUCCGCGAUAUUUUCCAUGUUCGACCAUGAACAGAUUUCCAAUGAGGCCUUCGCUCCCCUUGACUUCAAGGACCUUGAAUGCAGUCUAGAAGAGGCAUACGAAGAGAUGAUUGCUAGCGCUGAUUCAGGUGUUUCUUUGCAUCCAGAGACCGAAGAAGACUCACGCAUUGAAAGAAUUACACGCCAACACUGUGUAAUGGCUGCCGAGAAAUGGGUUGAGAAGGUCAAGCACUUCCGCAAGGAGAUGAAUGAUGAAAUCGAGAAGGGAAAGGAGGAACAGAGGAUGCAUGACAAUUUAGCUGCAAAGAUUGCUGCCAAGCAGCGCGCACGCAAAGUGCCUGUUGCUUCCAAAUCGCAAUCAACAGCGGGUCCUUCAAAAUUUCCUGGAUCAUAUGAUGAUGCAGCAUAUGAAGAUGACGACGAAUCAGAGCUCUCUGAAUUGCCCGAGAGCAUCCAGCAAGGCGAAGGUCACGCAGAUGAGCUAUCCACCCCCACCGGGUCUUCAUCUGCUCUUCGGUCCUUCAUCUUCGGCCCUUCAUCUCUGCUCUUCGUCUCUGUUCUUCAAAGUGGUCCUUUGUCUCUGCUCUUGGGUCCUGCGUCUCCGGCUCUUCGUCUUCGGCCCUUUGUCUCUGCUAUUGGGUCCUUCGUCUUCGGCUCUUCGUCUUUGGCUCUUCGUCUUCGGCCCUUUGUCUCUGCUCGCCAUUUCGAGCUCACUGAUCAAUUGCAACUGCUGUACUUUGCUUCGUGUCUUUCUGUUUAUGCAUUAGAUGUCUAUUUGUAUUUGCCUGUACCGUAUUAG
Molecule: messenger RNA, 2121 nt
Organism: Suillus subalutaceus
Lineage: Eukaryota; Fungi; Basidiomycota; Agaricomycetes; Boletales; Suillaceae
Exons: 14
Coding region: 1-2121 (706 amino acids)
Source: RefSeq, a predicted model, not a curated record